This is a messenger RNA of Lemur catta (Ring-tailed lemur), 1479 nucleotides long. Its product is annotated as schwannomin-interacting protein 1-like. Gene Ontology annotation, cellular component: cell junction; plasma membrane. The record is from RefSeq and is a predicted model, not a curated record. Lineage: Eukaryota; Metazoa; Chordata; Mammalia; Primates; Lemuridae. Gene Ontology annotation, biological process: positive regulation of hippo signaling. The transcript has a single exon. The coding region runs from base 87 to 896 and encodes 269 amino acids.
GCUGGUGAGGUGGCCGGUGCCCGGCAGCUGGGUACCUCUGCCUUCAGCUCCCAGAUGGCAGGACGUGCGUCCCCGAAGAGCCCCUGAUGCCCCCUAUGGACUGGGAGGCACUGGAGAAGAAUCUGGCUGGGCUGCAGUUCCGGGAGCAGGAGGUACCGAACCAGGGCCAGGCGAGGACCAACUCCACCUCCGCACAGAAAAAUGAGAGAGAGUCUAUCAGACAGAAGUUGGCACUUGGAAGCUUCUUUGAUGAUGGCCCAGGAAUUUAUACCAGCUGUAGCAAAAGUGGGAAGCCAAGCCUUUCCUCCCAACUGCAGAGUGGGAUGAACCUGCAGAUAUGCUUUGUCAACGACAGUGGCAGUGAUAAGGACAGUGAUGCUGAUGACAGUAAGACUGAAACCAGCUUGGACACCUCCUUGUCCCCCAUGAGCAAACAAAGUUCUUCCUAUUCUGAUAGAGACACUACUGAAGAGGAAUCUGAAUCCUUGGAUGACAUGGACUUCCUCACAAGGCAAAAGAAAUUGCAAGCUGAAGCCAAAAUGGCCCUCGCCAUGGCCAAACCAAUGGCCAAAAUGCAAGUAGAAGUGGAAAAACAGAACAGGAAAAAGUCUCCCGUCGCUGAUCUUCUGCCACACAUGCCUCAUAUAAGGGAAUGCUUGAUGAAAAGAAGUUUAAAACCCACUGACCUGAGAGACAUGACUAUUGGGCAGCUACAAGUGAUAGUCAAUGAUCUCCAUUCCCAGAUAGAAAGCUUGAAUGAAGAGUUGGUCCAGCUGCUUCUCAUCCGAGAUGAGCUGCACACAGAGCAAGACGCCAUGCUGGUGGACAUCGAAGACUUGACCAGACAUGCUGAAAGUCAGCAGAAGCACAUGGCAGAGAAAAUGCCGGCAAAGUGAAAUGAAGCCAUCCAAUCAGAGAACAAGCUAGAAUUUAUUUUGCUUCUGUGGUUGUAAAAAUGCUGUUGCUAAGGGUGGCACAGAAACAAAUAUCAGUGUUAGUCAUUGAUAAUGUCUGAAGCUCAACGUCCAGUGAUUGGCCUUUGCUUCUUAAUUUAUUUUAAUUUUUUACUUGUGCCACUUAAUAUCAGGCAUUUUAAUAAAAUAUUGUUACAAAAAUGUACAGUACUUACACCAUCACAAAUCAUGGUUAAUCAAAGAGAGUAGUUUUAACUUUAUUUUUAUUUGUUUACAGAUUUUAAGUUGGAACAGUAUUUUCCCAUUGACUACUUUCAUUCUUCGCUGUAGUUUUAAAGAAGAACUGUAAAUGACGGUGCUAUACAAGUCAAAAAAUACAUGCCUGCCUCGUAGUGACGUUGUAGUUCUCCGUAAUAUGUAUAUUUUAAUCAGUUUUCAACAUUUUGUGAAUGUUUACUACCUGACGUUCAUUUUUAGAUGUGCUAUUAACAUUCUGUUGGAUUCAGAGGGUUCCUUGAAAGUUUUAUGUAUAACUAUGUAAAAUAAAAAUUAAAACUUUGUUUCA